AGAAAUUGAGCACUAGCCACGCCAUUGCCGUCAGCGUAUUAAUGGUGUAGCGUUGGUUUAGAAGGAAUCGUGGCCAUGUCAGCGAUGUGUGCGCAGCACUUUUACCAGCGGACCUAGCGGCCCCGUCAGCCAGCAAAAUCUCCAUCUCGGUACACGACGGUGCGAAAAUAACAUGACGCUGCUUCACGUGGAUCUACACGCGACCGCUUCCGCGGCUGGCGCUUCGUCCGCGCCAGGCUUCGGAAGUAACCAAUCGCGACCAACGAAGCACCAUCAGCCAAAAAAACAGACUGCGACGGAGCGCAUGAAGGUGUUUCUACAGAUCCAUCCGGAACCGAGCGAUGAGUCCGAGUUUUUGCAGAAAGGCGCUGACGAUGAGACGCUCGUCACAGAAGGCGUCGUUUACAGUUUCGACCGCAUCUUUGACUACCGCACGCUCCGCCCGAGCGACGGAGGCAGAGAGGUGAGAAUGAGAAGUAGAUCUUCUUACAGUCGUGCUAGCUCUGUUGAAAAAAACUUUUCGGACUCCAGUGAAAACAUCCCAGAGAAACGACCUCCGCAACAAAGCAUCAUCACUUUCAGGCCGUUUUAGAGGUUGCAAUUCGUAAAUCUAAAUUCAGACGUGUGCUCUUCUGUUGUACCGACCACGACACUUUGUCACACCCAAAUAACCAGGUAUCCGAGCUCGUUGCAGCUCCGCUCGUGGACAGUGUUGUGCACAAGGGGCUGAACACCUGCCUACUCACCUACGGCGGCCACGGGACUGGGAAAUCCACCGCGCUUUUUGGGUCCAUCGUUCCGGGGGUCUUUUCCCGACUGUUUGAUUCGCUCGACCACAGCCGCUUCGUCUACUCGAUCCGCUGCAGCUUCUUCGAGCUGGACCGGGAAGAGAUGCGAGAUCUGCUUGAUAUCGAUAAUGCUAAAGAUCAAGAUCUUGUACAAAAAUGUGAUCAACAGUCGCCAAGAAGCAAGAAGUCCUCACCUUCUUUUAAUCAUGCCGCUGCUUCGUGUAGUUCUUCACCCAAGAAGACCUCCCAUCAAUCCAGCAGGACUAGCAAGCCAUACAUCCGGUACCGGCCAAGCGCGGGGCUGGUCGUGGAAAACCUCGCCCGGCACGACAUCGACUCGAUCGGGGACGUGCAACGAAUUCUCGACUACGCGUUCAAAUCACGCGCGUUAUCAGGGUGGAAAAGAACCGCACACACUUACCUGACCUUCCUCGUCGAACGCUACGCGAGGAGUCAUCUCCCCAUGAGCUGCAGCGGGUCGCCGGUGAAGGGGGAGGAGGAAGUUGUUGCAGAGUUGCCUGUUCAUCCGCCUUCAAAGAUUCCGAAACCAGUGAGAAAGUCAAGACGGGAGGAAUUUCGCGAGGCUUUUGGCGUGGAAAACAGCUCGUGUAGUGUGGAAACUGUGUCGCCGAAAUCGCCCUCUGGGGCUGCAAGCAGUUUAUUAGGGGAUGGACCAGGCACGUCAUUUUUUUCGGACGCCCCCGCGACGGCGUUUGGAGGGGGAAGCUCAAGCUCAACCGCAAAUAAACACUCGGCGUCGUGUGGCAAUAGCAUGCAAGGAAGUGCUGCUGGUGGUCCAGGUCCAGGUCCAGCAACCGCAAAAAAGCAGCCACAGGCGAAGAUCAAAUCUACAAGCUUAACCACGACCUCAACUUUCUUGUCGAAAGCAGUCGUCAGUCGCUCCUCAAAUGUUUCUACCCCAACCUCUCCGCCGCCAAUUCUCCAGGUCGCCAGUCUCACUUUCGUCGACCUCGCAGGCCACGACUCGUCCACCUCGUCAAGAAGUUGUGACAACUACGACCACGAAGACAUUGCUCUCACCAAACUCUCCGAGUGCAUCCAGCAGCUGCCGCAGCACAAGCAUCGCGUCCAGCUUGCACAGAGGGAGAAACAGGUAGUGCACAGCAGAACGUCACCGCUAAAAGACUUGCUUCCCUCCUUCGGCGCGCCCCCGCCGCUGCCGGGGAAGAAGUCCAGUCGGUACAACUCUGUUUCCUCUGCGCUUUCCAGUCCGAAGAAAACGAAUAGUACGUCUGUCUCCGCGUCGCCGCAAAGUGCGAAGAUGAACAAGGACCGCGCGGCCUCUAGCUCCUUCCAUCUCGCCAGCCCGACGAGUGCGGGAACGAACAAAAACGACGAAAGCUUUCUCAGUUGCAACAGCCAGGGAAGCAGCCAGUUUUUUCCGACGAUGAACAGUAUUGCAAAUUAUAACCCUGCUUGUUCUACAUCUACUACUCAGCAAUCCCAAAGCGACCUUGACCACUUUCUCCCUGCCUACCGGGAGCACAAACUGCUGAUGCUGCUCGCGCACGCGCUUUCCGGGAACUGCAGAACGGUAGUGUUUGCCACGAUGAAAGCAAAUCUCUCCGCGGCGACCAUCGACACCCGUAUGCAAUACAAAUUUCCCGUACAUGUACAAGAUGCAUCACAAAUUUCACCAAUUUGGAGUGUACUUCUAACGCUUGCCAUGCAAAACUAGGAUCGAAGCCCAGUUUUUUCAUGCAGAGACCGCGUUUGCACGUGUGUGGGUAAUUUGCUGUGUAUGACCCUCCAUUUCACCCACCACUGCCGGCAAAACUGCAACGCCAUAUCUCCGAACAACUGCUGGGAUUCCGGGAGGGAGCAGCUUCUGGACCGGUUGUUCGGGGACAUGCGGAUUUUGCAGAAGGAACUGCAGAAGGGCGGGAGUGGUGGGAAACGGACCGCGGACCACGUCUUGAUUUCGCAGCUUCUCGCGGAGGACGUGCUGGCCUUCGCGGAGCAGAGCGUUAAAUCGCCGAGAAAAGUAGAACAACUGAGGAGUGGCAUGCUGAUGAACACGAAGACGAACUCUGCAAGUGGCACAGCUGAAGAGUCCGCGCCGCACGAUGAUUCCUCAUUGUCCCGCCUGACGACGACAAAAAGUAGAUUUGAAAUCGAAAGUGUGAAGUUGUUGGAGUCACUCGCGGCGGAAUCCGUAGCAAACCAGUUGCCGGAGAAUAUCGUGCAGGCGACGGGGAAAGUGCCGAAGUGGACAACGACAGGACUGACUCAUCCUGAAGCUGAUUGUCGUGCAACCGCUGCGGCGGCUAACCUAUCAAAUUCCUUUGAAGCGCGGAGCGUGAACGCGCACGAGGACCACGAGGGCAUCAAUCAUAAAGCAGAUCGGCCGUUUCUCCUGAAUCUCCAUCCUGAUCGGAUGCUCGACAGACUGCUGAAGUUCCCGCUCGGAGACAAACGCGUUUCAAAAGUCGGUGCCGGGAAGGACCAAGCAAAUUUGACCUUGGUCUACGAUCGAGUGUCGGGCGAAGUGGCUGGGGCAACUGUCGCGGCAGCACUGACCAAUGAGCAGUCGUCGGAAACGGAAAUUUCUGUAAACGGAGAUCUUAUCGACGCCACAGCACUGGAACUGGAACAAGUGUUCCUUCAAAAUGGCGAUAUCCUCUCGAUUGGCACGACGCUCCGCCUGGAGUUCUACUGCCCCAGGGGGAGAUGCUUCGUCGAUUGCGACUUGUUGGGUUUGGGUCUCGAGGACGAUGAAGGAGAUGAUGAGGAGGUGCAAAUCAACAUCUCUGAUCAAAUGGAUGCUCAGGACGCAGCGGCACCCGAUGAGCUGACACCAGAAGUCAUUCAUCUUGCCGCGGAACAACCACUGUCCAGUUUGGAAGUCGUCGUCGAAGCUGACGAGGAGGACGCAAGUGCGAGCGCGGAUCCAGUUAUGCAAUACAAAUUUCCCGUACGUGUACAAAAUGCAUCACAAAUUUCAGCGAAUUGGAGCAUAACGCUUGUCAUGGUAAAGGAAGCCCAGUUUUGUCAUGCAGACACUGCAUUUGUACGUGUACGGGAAUUUUACUGUGGAAACCAGUUCUUGUGCAAGAGCAGGAACAGCGCAAAAUAGAGCAGAUCGCGAUUCUUGAAGUGGAGCAGGGCGAAGAUAAAGAUGACCUUGACCCGCCUGCUCGCCCUCCAGAUGAAGAGAACAACGCCGAUGAACUGUCCCGCGUGAAAGCCGAGCUCGCGGACGUGCAGCGAAAAUACGAAAAUCUGCAGUCGCGGGUGGACCAGAUUCAGUCUGCCUCGUCGAAACCUCCGCAAAGAAGAAGCACAGGUGCAGCUACGAGUCCGGGAACAACCUCAGCUGAGAAGUUCUUCCAGAACUCCCCGUCGAAGCUCAAGCGCCCCGGAUUCGCAAGCGGCGGUACUACUAGUGGCGGGUCGAGGACCGUGACAGCAAGUACGAGUGGCGCGACGUCGUGUAGUAACACCUUUAAUAACUCGUCGUCAGUUGAUACAGGCACCGCUGCUGCGAGCAGCGUGACUGGCGAAAAGAGGAAUAGCAACCCUUUUACGCAAGGUGUGUCUGUCGACGUAGAGUCUGGCACUGCGCCAGUUGAAGAUGCACAAGAGACCACUGCUACACAAGAUCAUCCUGCACCCGACCCCCUGAUGGCGAGCAAGAUUUCCAGUAGUAGCUGCACGCCGCAGGAGGAACAACUGCCGCACCAAAGUCGCCUGUGUCUCGUCGACACAGUCAACACCAAGGAGGAAUCUACUUCCCACAACGUCCGCAGUCCUUCGGUCGUGAUGUUUGGCGGUCAGCAGCUUUGCUCGUUUGAAGAAGCUGAAGCGAGCAUGUCACAAUCUCGCUCGUUGCAGGUAGAAGUUGCUGCAAAUAUUAACGACGAGAACAACAACUAUGGAAAUAACGACAGCUACCAUCAACAAACAGCCGAGAUGAACAACGAUGCUGUGCUGCUGAACCGCACCAGCAGUGUGGCGCACACCGAGGGACGCUCUUCCCCUGGUAAUGACGAAUUUCAGAAGACGAGUUCUGUUGGAAAAGACAAUCAAAACUGGAACAGCAGCAGCAGCACGAAGAAGAGCCCGGACAGCAAUAUCGCUUCCAGCGCGGAAAAAAAGAAGCUUUCGAUUCUCGGCGAAAAUCUACCGCGCUUUUCCCUGCAAAGCGAGCGCGAGCUCUCGCCGAUCCGGACCCGGCCGCCGCAGCAGAGCUUCAUUUACCGCACGGAGGGGGCUCUGAUUCCCGUGGACAACCGCGAGACAACCGCCGGGUCUGGAUCUGGCACGGAACAGGAACAGGUGACGGGCAGUUUUGCAGAUCGGGUAGUUCCAGGUGUGAAACUAGUCGGAAUUACAGCGGACGAAUCGUCGAAAAACACGUCGUGUUUUAGCAGCAGCAAGGACACGAUGGUGCUGUCGAAAUACAACGAGCAACACAUUGGAGGUGGUACAGGUACCGGAAUAGCAGGCUCAGUGCGCCCCGAGGACGCUUUCGAUCGAAUCAGUGCCGUCGAAGUAGUGCAGCCGGGCGAGGCUGAUCCGCAGGACCGGAGCUCUCCGCGGGAACACAGCACAGCAGGAACAUCACUGCAGGAAGGCCGCACUUCUGACCGGCCUAGCGCUCGCCCAUUCUGCGAUCCUCGGUAUUCACCCGAUUGCUUGCGAGAUCCGGUAGAAGCAGCUGGAAGCAAUGGUAGUGAUAAACCACCGGCGCCCUGCACCACAGCAGUCCCUGGUGUCGUGACGAAGACGUCAGCACAACUUGCAUCUUCGUCAACUUCUACGAGCAAAGUUGUCAAAGAGCCAAUUGCGUACACGAAAGCUGCCGUUGUUGAGAUUUCUUCCUCGAAAGACUCGUCACAAGCCAGUUCCUCGCGGUCUUCCCGCAACAAUCCCUGGCUGGUCCGUUUACCGUCGCCAAGGGCCGUCGUCGUGCAGCUAGGUUGUAAUAAUACCGCGACAUCAGCGACUUCCUCGUCAUCAAUCCCACACAAAAGCGCCGCUUUGGUCACAACAAGUCUAGUUGAUACCGGUAAAAAAAGCCUCGUGCCAAACAUAAUCACUGGAAAUAAAUUUUCCUUCGCCCCAACCAAAAUCCGGGCGCAGAGUGUUGGCGCGAACAUUCGGCCGUUCGGGAAUAAUGCCAAUCUGUCCUCCCCGACGUCGGGUUUUGACCACGCUGCUCCGGUUUUCGUUUCUGCUUCGUCCCGAGACCGUGCGACAAGUGCACAGCCGUCGCCCUACAGCCCAGCAACGGAAAUCGCGCAGCUGUCUAUGUCGAUCGGGUUCGGCCGGCGAAGCAACAGCAACUCCGUGAACACAACGAGCCCGCAGGAGGCAACACUUGCGCCCCUCGUGCCGAAGCUGCUGAUUGGUAGUUCUGGCGGGGCUGGAAAAAACAAGAACAACGUGACAACAUCAAAUAGCGCUGCAAUAAAUGCGCCGGCGGGAUUACAUUUAAAGUCCUCUCGCAGUACGUCGCCGGUCUUGAUUUCCAGCACCCGAAAUAACCGGUUGACUGGUGUGGUCGAAAUGAUGAAUAAACAACAAUUGAUCCACGAAACCGCGCAGACCGGCACGACGAUAAUUGCGAAAACCAUAGAGUCGAAAUCCCGAAAUGCGUUGGCGAACAACCAGAAGGUGAAAGCCAUGCUCGAGAACACGAAACAGAAAGCGUGGAUCACCUGGGAGAGCAACCGGUCGUCGCGAAACAGUUACGAGUUGCGGUCGCCGAGACUGGAGAUUCUUUCUUCAACCAGGAGUAAUUCCGCGAUGGCGCCCACGACACGAGUUAAUGUCUCCAGUAAAAAGCGCGCAACCUCCCCAUUGGAAACCUCAACUGGGCUACGGAUGGGUGGUGGUCCUUCGCAACUACUUGAUGUUCGGGGAGGAAUAGGAGCUGCGGGAACAGCAGCAGCAGCAGCAGCUACACGUCGACAACAAAUCAUGACAAGUGGAGCUGCUGGGGUGGGAAAUUUGAAAAAAUUGGUGGACGAGCAGCCCGCCUCCAGUUUGAACAAAACCACAGCAGCUGUCAGCAUAGCGAAAGCCAGCAACCACGUGCGGCGUUCUGUAUCUGGUGUGGCGACAGCGACGCUGAGCACGGGUAGAGUCACAACUGUUCGCGUCGCUGCAGGGGGUACAACAGCCGGUGCAGGAGCAGCAGCUGGCGGAGGGAAAACGAAAACUGGAAUGAAACAAUCUCCCGGGAAGAAGUUUCUGCUCGAAAGUCCGAAGCCGAAGAAGAAAUCGUCGACAACAACCGGAACGAAUAGAAUGACGGAGACACCGUCUUUCGGUUUCGGUGGUGCAGGUAAAAACGGACCAAACGACAGCCCGGCGGGGAUGAAGAACAGAAACGCGACGACUUCUCGUAGUUCUCCGGUUUCCAACAAAAAGAACGCCAGCGGGGGCGCCCACCGAAGUCCCAACCGCGUUAGUCUCGGCGAUAAGCAGAUUGGGAUAUCGAAACCGCAGUCGCCUGGUGAUGUUAUGGCGACCGGUAGUAACAACACAGGUUCCGGUUCGACGGCUGCAAAAGCGUUUUCGUCAGCGUCGCGUGCCAUGAAGCAGCCACCAGAGAAAAUCAUCGUCAAGUCUUCCGUUCGGCGAGUGCAAAACCAGAGCGAGCCGCAACCCAGACUGUACAAGGCUAAAAGUCCGAUGGAUUCGGACGAUUUCCCUGCGAAGACGCUGUUCCGGAAAACAGGGCAGGUAUCGGUACUCAACACGACCAAUAAAACCGAUGACACUUGUUCGAAAGGUGGAGGGGCGACACAACAACAAGCUACCUCCGGCUUUGCAUUGACUGGUUUGCGGAACACAAUUGCAUCCUCUUCGCGAGGACGAGCGGUCCAGAAUACGAAGCAAAUUUCCGUCCCAGCCUGGCAGCCACUAAGCCCCCGCGUUUUGAUUUCCCCGCAGAGCGCCCCGCGCGCCAUGUCCGCGGGGGCGCAGCGGGAUCGGUCUCUGUCAAAUGGAUCCUCGACGCAUCAGGGAGCUGGACAAAUAAAGCAAUAUCCCGUGUUCUCCCUGCAAAAUCAUUUCAAACCGAUUGCGGUGCCGGUUGUUCAGGCGAUAGGAUCAUCUACCGGUACAACAACUAAGGGCGCUGCACCAAUCAUCACUACCCGGAACCACACAUCCGUAUCUUCUGUGGUCAAUGUGAAAGCAAGUGCGGUCUCUACGAACGUUGAGCCUCCUCAGACGAUGGUCAAGCAAGGUCCUGCGCCGGGCGUGCUUGCGAAAACUAGCCGAGCACUAGCGCCAGUGACCGUGGCAUCCGCUGCCGUACCACAAGAGCCAAAAAUAGUUUUCGAAGUGCAUAACGUUCGGACGGAACAAGGAGGAGGUACUGAUUUUUCGCGUUGUUUUUUCAGAAUGAACGAUGUCAGAUGUCACGUCCACAUCUUCUACCACACUUCAUUUUGCAUGUUGCUCACAUCACCCACGGGUUGUUUUUCUGAUCCUAGACUGCCAAGGCCAAUCAGAAUAGGAUUCAUCAGGUGCAUAUUCUGAUAAAUCGAAAUUAUACGUUGUGUACGUCGUCACUGUUACAUCUUCUAGGUGUCGUCCACCCUGUUUCCGGCCGGCUGUCGGAUAGUCAGCGCAAGAGCGUGAUCCACCAGCAGGUCGAUCCACCAAUAGUACAACAACCAAGCAGUGGUCACCAGCAGAAGCUGGCGCCGUCAACAUUCCAGCUCCCUGCGUUUGCAAGUCUGGCUGCUGGUUCGAACAACUUCAAAGCUUCCAGCGCUCUUGUGACCCCAAGAUCACUCGCGCCGGUUAAAAAUCAUCACCAACCUCAGCCUUUCCUGCCGCCAAGCCGCACGGAGAGUGUGAACAGCCACACGGUAAAUGUCAGAAAAAUUUCCGUAGAGUCGGUCGGGAACGGUAGCAAUUACGCCAACGCGGCUGUGAGUUCUUCUUACCCAGUAACAUCGCAUAACUCAACAUCGACUGCUGUCGCUGCCCACGCCGAACCCAUCGACGCUGCAAGAACGUCUUCCGGCACGACUACAACCCUUGUCGCCCCCACACCAGCAUCUCAUUCGACGAAACAAAUUCGUCUUUUUCGAGUGGACCAUUCACAUCUCCGAAGCGCAGAUAACACGAAAGACAAUCUUAAGCUUUCCGGGGUCGCGUACCGGAAAGCGCCGAGCGACGGCUUGGCAGACCAGACAAGCAAGAUCGCCAACUGGAACACGAUCGUGCGGGGCACGGUGGAAGGAAACUUUUUAAAAGUGUCAGACAUGAAGGAAACCCUGUUUCUGCCGCUAACGCUUGCUGGCGUGCAGGUGCUGACACCAGUCGGAAAUUUGACCUCGCAACAAAGCACCAGCCACUAGAUGUUGAAUAGUAAAUGGCCUAUGUUUUUUUGAGUUUUUUUUCGCUUGAUGUUGCAAAUGCCUCUUUUAAAUGCCGGACCCCGACGAGCCCUACGUAUACCCCGUAGAUGACGACCUAAUCGAAAUUCUUAGCUUGCCUGUAGAGCGGAAAAUACCCCCUUACUUAAAAGUAAAACGAGUUUAAUAAUACGCAUACUUCCACCCUUUAUCUCAGUCGUAUACUCCACCCAGCCUUCUACCCCGACUGUGCUUCAAAUCGCGAAUUUGAAGAAGCGACCAAAAAAUUUAUGAAGUAAAAUGUAAAUGCUAAAAAAGAAUCCAUUUUCCUGCUAUGAAGCAGCAUGCAUGUUGUCCAUGUCACGUUGUCCUCCGACCCGCGCGCAUGGGAGGUUUGUAGAAAGAUUAAGGUCUCACAUUUUUGUACAUCAUAGAGAUUUAGUAAUGCCGAGAAAAACAAUGAAAAUGAAAAUGAAUCAAUACUGAUUUAUCUCGUGGUAAAUGCCUGUUGAGACGCGUAACACAGUGGUAGUGUACACAAAAAAAAAAGUGCAAGAGCAAGAAAGACGCGCGAACGUCGACAGUGA
Amoebophrya sp. A120 is the source of this 9720-nucleotide messenger RNA. The record is from the annotation of a GenBank genome assembly. NCBI's taxonomy places the organism in Eukaryota, Dinophyceae, Syndiniales, Amoebophryaceae.